This is a messenger RNA of Phyllotreta striolata, 1532 nucleotides long. NCBI's taxonomy places the organism in Eukaryota, Metazoa, Arthropoda, Insecta, Coleoptera, Chrysomelidae. The record is from the annotation of a GenBank genome assembly.
GAAAGUGGAGGCCAUUUUUAUUGUUUACCGUUGUUCACAUCCUCUAUUUAAGUGAUUUUUAUUGUGUUCAUUGCGUUAUUGUGACUAUAGUAUGUUAGUGACUAUUUAGUUAUGUCUCCUAGAAGGUGUUACAUAUGCAAUCAGAAAGCUCCGAACAUAACGUUACACAAAUUUCCAAAGGAUGCGAAAAUGUGUGGCUUGUGGAAAGAUAUAUGUAAUUUGGAAGACUACGAUACAGUAACCUCACUGUAUAUAUGCUCUGAGCAUUUUACGAAAGAUGAUUAUCGUGAACCGAAUGCUAAAAAAAUUGGUGGAGCAUUACAAAUUAAACCUGGCUGUUAUCCGAGUGUAAAUGUUCCUAAACAAAUAAUAAAUGAAGAAGAGGAACCGAUAGAAGAACCAAUGACUCAAGAAGAGGAUCUGAUAGAAGAACCAACGACUCUAGAAGAGGAUCUGAUAGAAGAACCAACGACUCUAGAAGAUGAUCCGAUAGAAGAACGAAUGACUCCAGAAGAGAAUUCGAUAGAAGAACCAACGACUCCAGGAGAGGAUCCGAGAAUAGAAACAAUGAUUCCAAAACGUAAUAAGAGGAAAUUUAUCGAACCAAGAUUUCUUGGUGAUGUGACAUCUUCGGAUUUAGCUAAUCCCAGGAAAGCUCAAAGAAUUGUAUUCACGGCCAAUAGAAAAUUAGCAGAGCAACGUAAGAAAUAUCUGUGUCUGAAACAAAAAACUUAUAGGAUGGAAAAGAAAAUUACGUCAUUGCAGUCACUAGUAAAGCACCUUAAACGGAAAAAAAGGGCUCUCUGAAGAUGCUCAAGAGGCAAUAAUGCAAAACGUACCAGAAUCUAUGCAGCACAUUAUUUCAAGAAAAUUAAAAGGAAAAAGGAAGUAUUCUCCAGAGAUAAGAAGUUACAAGAAGAAGAAAUAUAUAAGAAGCAUUUGAAAAGAUAUGUUACCACAUCCAUCCACACUACGGGCUUGGUACAGUGUGUUUGAUGGAAAACCUGGCUUUACACAAGAGUCAUUAAAAUCCUUGGAAACAGUGGCGACAAACAGGAAAAUUUUUGUUAACCUGGUUUUGGACGAAAUGUCCAAAAGAGAGCAAUUGGUUUACGAACAAAACCAAUUUUACGGAACUGUAAAUGUGGGAAGUAAUUUCACCAAUGUGGAAAGUGAUUCAAUGGAAUUGGCAAGAAAUGCCUUAGUUUUUAUGGUAGUAGGUUUAAACUAUAGGUUUAAAUUACCUAUUGGCUAUAUUUUAAACAACAAUUUUAAACGACAAUAAAUUUUAAUAAAAAAAAUAUAAAUUUAAUCUUGGCCACAAAAGUAUUUGGUUCAAGUUUAAAAAAAGUUUUUAAUUAUAAAGAAAUGAAAGAACACAUAAUUGAGCAGGAUCCGCUGGAAAACCAUGUACAACAAUUAAUAAAAGCAAUUAUUGAUGUUUUUCUCAAAAUUAGGCUACAUCACGUAGCAUCUGUCAAAGAUACAUACAUUAGAAAUAAGCAAACUAAAUUAAUUUUAUUACAAACCAA